CUCUCUUCUCUUCUCCAUCUCCAUCUCCACCUUGAGCCGCUCCAGCACGGCUCGUCCUCACCGUAGAGAGCCGGGAGCAGGGCCAAGUCUCCUUGCUGAAGAGGCGGGGCCCCUGCAUGGCUAAUCGAUCCUUCAUGGAGAGAAACGACGCAAGGCAGUGCCGGGCAGCUUAAGAAGAACCAACCACAAGGGCAUGGGUGAGAGCCGCUGCCUGCCUCCGCGGCCGCAGCGCCUGCGCGUGGUGGCGCAGCGGGCAAGGGUGGUGUGGCCGUGGCGGGUGCGCCGGAGAGCGUGCAAUGCUGACGGCUGGCCGUUGCAGGCAAUGGCCAGCGAGUGGUCGCGGCAACAAUACGCAGUGCACACUGCACACCACCCGUUCGACGAAAUGUGACGCCGGUGAGAAAUUGUCGGAAUUUUGUCACUUUAUUGUUGAAUUUUGUUAAAUGCUUUGAGUUUUAUUUCUCUUGGAUUUGCUGGAUCUUCUACGUUUUUUAUGUAUUUCAAAUUCUUUAGAAUUUGGGUGGGUGGGUUCAGAACAACUCCCAAAAUGAACGAAGGGAUUAAACGAAUCCAAGGGUCGAUUAGGUUCCAAGUGGGUAAUUUGGCCCAAACAAGCCAGCCCCAAGGUAUUUUGCGCCGUGGCUCACUGCUCAGACCGAGUUAUAUUUGUACACCCAAGUUGAAGGAAAAAUAGUAAUAUUAUCUACCAACUUGAGCUCGCGAAGACUAGAUUUAAUCGCGUCAACAACCAUGCGGUAUUUAAGUUGCAAAUGAUGAAUAUUAGUAUGCUCUGUGUACGUGUUUCCAUCUCAGCAGUCAGUAUCUAAAUUGCAAGUGGACCUUUUUUCUUUCAUAGCUUGACCGAGACCCUCCACCACAUAAAAUGCAACACGUAGAACAUUUGCAAUGGGGACAAAUUACAAAGUUGAACGGAAAAAUAAUAUUGUCCUGCGGUAGUGCCAACUUGAGCUCACGAAUACUAUAAUUUAAUCGCGUCAACAAUCAUGCAAUAUGUAAGUUGCAAAUGAUGCAUAUUAGUACGCUCUGUGUAUGCGUUUCCAAUUCAGCAAUCAGCAUCUAAACUGCAAGUGGACAUUUCCUUCUUAGCUUGACCGAGACCCUCCACCACAUAAAAUGCAACACGCAAAACAUUUGCAAUGGAGACAAAUUAUGAAGUUGAACGAGAAAUUAAUAUUGUCCUGCAGGUAGUACCAACUUGGGCUCGCGAAAACUAUAAUCUAAUCGCGUCAACAACCAUGCAGUAUUUAAGUUGCAAAUAAUGGAUAUAGUAUGCUCUGUACGCGUUUCCAACUCAACAGUUAGUAUAUCUAAACUGCAAGUGGACAAUUUUUUUUCUUAGCUUGACCGAGAACCACGACCACAUAAAAUGCAACGUGCAGAACAUUUGCAAUGGAGACAAAUUACUCUUGGAGAAUCACAAGUGCCUAGAAGCUUCAGAAAUCCUGCCCGCUUACAUACAGGCUGUAGCAUGAAGCAGGUAAAGUCAGACAUGAAUAAGCUUAAACACAGGAAAUCUUGCUUCUGAAUCACCAAUCGGAGGAGGCCACACAAGGUAGGCACUUGUAUUUGGAUAACACACAGAGUUAACAAAGGUCCAGAGCACUGUAUUCACCCAUUUAGGACCAGGUUUAUAAGUAACAAAGGUCCAGAGCACUGUAUUCACCCUUUAGGACCAGGUUUAUAAGUAACUAUAUAUUACAGGAGGGACCAAAUUCUAUUUGCCCAUUCAGCGUAGUGGUUAACAUUUGACUUCUAUUUAAUAGGGGAUGUUUUGCUGUUCAGAUUUGAUUUUCCUUUUCAAGAUUAGAUCUGACCCUCCUAAGUUGUUGCCGCCCUUGGUUAGCAUUGUUGAUAACUUCACAGGAAGCGUCACCACAACUUGCAGAAGCAGAGGUUCCCUGGCCAUCUAGAUCUAGGUGAAAGCUAAGUUAGCCCCUUCCUUGUGCCCCCAAAGCUCUGAUUGCAUACAUUGCAUAGGAGAAAAGGAGGGCCGCAUUAGGAAAUGCCACAAGUAAAAGCAGUUGAUGUGAGCUCCAGAAAACACUGAUUCGUUGCAUUGGAGGAAAGGAGGGCAGCAUUUGGAGGUGGCACAAGCAGAAGCACCAUAUCUGAGCUCCAGGUACUCAAGGCCGACCACCCCCGAGUCGUAAAUUGUAAUAACUAAAGGAUGCUAUUUAUUCUUCUGUGUUUUACGCUGUGGUAUGUUAAAUCUUCCCACCAUGAAUUAGUUCGACUGGUUUCACAUUUUGUUCUUUAUUUCGCUGCAUUUUCUGUGCAAACAGUUGACUUAAUGAAAUUAGGGAUUACCGCAGCUGUUGCUCCCUGAUGCAAUAACAUAUAUGUUGCUUCUUUUUGGCUCUUAGAAGCAAGAAGGUUGUAAGGGUCUGCCCGCAAAGAAGCACUUCAGCAACUCAAAGGGCUACAGUUAGUACACUUGUUUUCACUGGAAAUUUGGGUGAAAAAGACACUUACAAAAAAUGGUCGGUAUGGAAGCUGUUGUAUUGUCUGCUGCAGUAUCUGGGGUAUUGAAGAUUGUCGGCAACAAGUUAGCUCAACUGCUAGAAAAAGAGUACACCUCGAUAGUGGGUGUGGAAAAGGAUAUCCAAGAGCUCCAAGAUCAAGUUAGGGAGAUCAACUGUUUGCUGGAGACAGUAGGAGAUAAAGUUACGCGAAAUAAUCCAUCAUCUAGUUGGCUCAAAAAGUUGAAAGAUGUAGCUUAUGCUGUUGAUGAUGUUGUCGAUGAGUUCCAGCUGAAGGCUGAGAAACAUGAUGCUUGUGGUGAUAGUGGUAUUGUGUCCAAAUAUAUGUGCACAAAACCAAAAUCAUUUAUACUUCAAUGCAAGGGAGUCAGCAAGAUCAAGGAAAUCAAGAAGAGAUUUGCUGCAAUUGUGAAGCAAAGAACUGACUUCGGUGCAAUAGCAAAUAGUUUAACUGUUGGUCAUUCUGUUCCGCAUAUAAACAAGAAAACUAGGGAUAUGCCAUCAUUGCCCAUCGUGGAUGUGGCAUCAAUACUUGGUAGAGACCAAGAGAAGCACCAGAUAAUAUCUAAAUUGAUCGAGACUAAUGACCAACAGAAAAUCAAGAUAGUUUCUGUCAUUGGACUUGGCGGGUCUGGGAAGAGUACCUUGGCUAAACUGGUUUUCAAUGAUGGUAACGUUAUAGAGAAGCAUUUUGAAGUUAGACCAUGGGUUCAUGUGUCACAAGAAUUUGAUGUUGAAGAGCUCAUCAAGAAGCUAUUUGAAGCUAUUAGUGGUGAAAAGUCUGAACGCUACCCCUUGCAACAAAUGAGCAAAACAAUAUCAGACAAGUUAACCGGAAAGAGGUUUCUGCUUGUAUUGGAUGAUGUUUGGAUUGAUUCCCAAAUUCAGUGGGAAGAAUUCAUGGUACAUCUAAUGAGGGGUGCACCUGGAAGCGCGAUUUUACUCACUACCCGCAAUAGAAAAGUUGCGGAAACGGUGGGAUCUAGAUCCACAGACCAAUUUGACUUGCCAUUCUUAUCUGAUGAUGACAGUUGGCAACUGUUCCAACAAAAAAUGCCUGUAAAAGGUUCAGAGGUUGGAUUUGUAGAGGUUGGAAAAGAGAUCGUAAAAAAAUGUUGUGGGGUGCCACUAGCAAUUAUAGCUCUUGCAAGUGUCCUCCAUGGCAAGGAAUGGAUAGAACAGUGGCAGGCUGUGAGAGACAACAAUUUAUUAGAUGUUGAGGGUGAAGAACAUAGAGUAUCUGCGUGCUUGAGGUUGAGUUAUCUCAGUUUGCCAUCUCAUCUGAAGCAGUGCUUCACAAUAUGUUCAUUGUUUCAUAAAGGUUACAAGAUUGAUAAAGAACAAUUGAUGGACCUAUGGAUUGCUCAUGAUAUGAUCACUCCAGUGGAUGAUGGUGGUCAUUACUUGGAAGGCUAUGAGUGCUUUAAUUCUCUUGUGCAAAUGUCUUUUGUACAAGAUGUGCAUGAAUAUGAUGGGAGAGUGAGAUGCACGAUGCAUGAUUUGGUUCAUGAUCUUGCCCGAUCCAUCUUGGAUAGUGAGAUUUCACUUGUGCCAAAGGAGCUAGCCAGUUCUACAAAUAACUGUAGAUACUUCUCUUUAACUGAACAACCAAGAAAUCAUCUGCACAAAAAUUAUUUUGAAAAAGCACGUGCUAUAUAUGUUUAUAGGGGUAAUGACAAAAUAUUUGGCAAGGCAUUGAAGAAUGCAAGACACUUGCGCAGUAUCAUUGUGGAAUAUAGCUGUCCAGAAAUAGUAACCAUGUUUCAGGUAAAAAAUUUGAAAUAUCUUAAGAUGUCAAGACUACGAUGCUCUGCACUUCCAGAGGCUAUUUCAAAUGUUUGGAGCCUGCAAGCGCUUCAUUUACCAUAUAGUGAUAUUGUCAGGUUGCCUGAAUCAAUUGGUAGGCUGCAGAAGUUAAGGACACUAAACUUGUCAGGGUGUGAAAGCCUAGAGAGUUUACCAGAUUCUAUUGGUGAUUGCCACAUGAUUUCAAGCAUUGAUCUUUGGAAUUGCUAUUGCCUUCGAGUGUUGCCAAACUCUAUGGGCAGAAAUAAAAAGCUACGAGUGUUGAGACUAGGUCACACCAAAAUUGAGAGGCUACCAUCAAGUAUCACAAAACUAGAAAAUCUAGAGUGUUUGGACCUUGGGUAUUGUCGCAAGCUGGUAGAGCUGCCUGAACACAUCGGGAACUUGAAGAAGCUUGAAGUUUUGAACCUAGGUGGAUGUGAAAGUUUGAGAACCAUGCCGGUAGGCAUCGGACAACUCACUCGACUACAAAAUAUGAGUUUAUUUGUUGUGGGCGAGGGUGAAAAAUCUGCACGAAUCUCAGAACUUGGAAAUGUAUCUAGGAUUAGUGGGAACCUAACUAUCAUAGGUGUUGCAAGUGUGACAGAUCCAGAUGAUGUGCACCAGGCAUGCUUGAAACAAAAGACAAACUUACAGAGCCUAGACCUAAAGUGGGAGAGGAAAAAUGACUUGGACAAUGUGAACACUGAAUUGGAGCAGGCUGUACUUGAUGGUCUGGAACCUCCAUCAGGAAUUAAAUGCCUAAACAUUAAAGGGUAUGCAGGUGGGCAAUACGCACGGUGGAUGCUGAAGCAAGCUGGUGGUGGAGCACAGGGGCCUCCUCAAUUCACAUGUUUGACGGUGAUGAGGCUAUCAUUUUUAGGAAACAUAAAGCAUCUGGAGGGGCUUGUGGAGUUGCCUUGUUUGAAGGAGCUUGAGCUGAAAUAUAUUUCCUCUCUUGAAAGCAUUAACGGAGGCCCAUUUCCUUUGUUGGUGAAGUUAAGAAUGGAGGGACUGGAUCGCCUGAGAGAGGUGUGGAUGGUAACAGAGAGGACCUUAGCUGGUGGGGAGGAGGGGGGAGGCUGCAGCAACCACUUGGGAGGAUUGCAAAUUGGUAGUCGUCUAUCACAUUUAACCAUACGACAUUGUCCUAAAUUGGUAGUGAGGCCGUACUUCCCGUCUUCACUGGAGUACUUGGAGUUGUAUGGCAGCAAAGAACAGCUGCUAUUGUAUGGUCAACCACAUAGCGUGUCCCUCCGAUAUCUGAAUAUUGGGAAAUGCUCUAAUCUUUGCAUGCUGCCCGAGUGGCUAGGGGAACUGCGGUCUCUGCGAAAGAUGGUUAUCUGUCACUGCCCUAGCUUGAGCAGCCUUCCUCAAUCAAUGGGUCAUCUCACCUCCCUCCAGGUGCUCGAAAUAGGACCCUGCAAUGCACUUCACCAAUUGCCCGAAUGCCUGGGUGAGCUCCGCUCUCUACGCGUAUUCGAGAUUCACAAUUUGCCGGGCCUGACUUGCCUUCCCCGGUCGAUGUGCCGCCUCACCUCUCUUGAAGAGCUUCACAUCUGGAGCUGUGCUGGCAUCAAAUCCUUGCCGGUGUGGAUAAAAGGCCUCGCCGCUCUGCAGAAAUUGUCCAUUGCUUUCUGUCCUGAUCUGGAGAGGCGCUGCGAGGACAAGGGAGAGGACUGGCACCUCAUCUCCCACAUCCCUUAUCGGCGGAUUUGGUCCAUGUCCGCUUUCGAUUGAAGUUGUGGCCAUACAAUUUUCUCUGAGCAUAUAGGAAGGUGUGGUGGGUGUGUGUGGUGCUGUACUCUUUGAUGCCUACAGUUUUACUUAUGGGUAUCCAAAUUCCAAUUGGACUGAUUGAUGAUGAGAAUUUUGAGGUAAUAUACAUUCGUAAAGGGACAUGCUGCCAACACCAUUGUUGUUAUUUGUUAAGCCUGCAUAUCAACAACGUCAACCAGCAAACGAAGCACAUUUCAAGAUCGUAUUGCAAGGUGUCCACUCAAAAAGAAAAGAAAAAGAUUGUAUCACAUGGUCUUACAAGAUACACAUUUUCAGUACCAUCUGUGGUAUACUUGCCUUCAUUCGGUCAUCUGCCUAUCAGAAGAAAUGGAAAACCAAUCAAAAGGAAGAAAGUUCAUAUGGUUAACACCUGUACCUGAUGCUGUUUGCUAUGAAAUGUUCUAGUGUUCUUUGUCAGGCACAAACAGUUGUCUUCAGAAAUGUCUUUAAUACUAUAUGAAUACAGCUGUGAUAAUGCAACUCAAAGGUGAACUGAUAUCAAAUAUGCUACUUCAAAAUAUCCGUUUCAUCAUUUACUGAAAAGAUUUAAACUAGAAGUUCGCAUGUGCAUGUAUUAAUUCAUUUUCUGGUGACAAAAUUUCAGGUGCAUGCUUAGAGCUGAAAAUUCAAUCUGCACUAUAUUGAAUGGUGUCCGCCUAGUCCAGGCAUUCAUGCUCAUUGCAAAUGUUUGGGCUGUCAAGAAGCAAAUAUCAGAUAUCACUAGAAAAUACCGCGCCGUUGGCGCACCAUGCUGCCGGUAGCUGAAUAUGGUUGUUGGUGUGGUUAUUUUUUCAUUGUAAUUUGAAGUGGUAAUAUAUGCAUAUGAAGGACCCAUAACCAUAAAUCAGUACAAACAGGGAUGCAACUUGUCAGGUUUUAUCACAGGAGCAACACUAUAAAGGAUUGCAGGUUGCUGCUUGAUUUCC
This is a messenger RNA of Phragmites australis (common reed), 6991 nucleotides long. Its product is annotated as putative disease resistance protein RGA3. Gene Ontology annotation, molecular function: protein binding; ADP binding. The transcript has 6 exons. The record is from RefSeq and is a predicted model, not a curated record. Bases 2499 to 6026 code for a protein of 1175 amino acids. NCBI's taxonomy places the organism in Eukaryota, Viridiplantae, Streptophyta, Magnoliopsida, Poales, Poaceae. Gene Ontology annotation, biological process: defense response to fungus.